Mucor mucedo is the source of this 849-nucleotide messenger RNA. RefSeq lists its product as uncharacterized. The transcript is spliced from 4 exons. The record is from RefSeq and is a predicted model, not a curated record. Gene Ontology annotation, cellular component: pre-snoRNP complex; nucleus. NCBI's taxonomy places the organism in Eukaryota, Fungi, Mucoromycota, Mucoromycetes, Mucorales, Mucoraceae. The coding region runs from base 97 to 525 and encodes 142 amino acids. Gene Ontology annotation, biological process: snoRNA localization; box C/D snoRNP assembly; maturation of LSU-rRNA from tricistronic rRNA transcript (SSU-rRNA, 5.8S rRNA, LSU-rRNA).
UUUUUUUUUUUUUUUUUUUUUUCAACACCAGAAAAAAAAUCCUGCGUACAGAAAGAAAGAAAAAAAAAAUAUAGUCUUUGACAUUACUGAAUUAACAUGGCACUUUGCAAGAUUUGUGAAAAGGAACAAUCCAAGUACAAAUGUCCUAAAUGUAGAGCUCCCUACUGCUCCUUGGUCUGUUUUAAGAAACAUAAGGAAACCCCGUGUGAGUUUUCGGAGCCAACAAACAAGACACAGGUACCUGUUCGAAAGGAGAUUACGCCCAUCGGAGCACCUGACGAGGAAGACCCCAGUAGGCUGACGCCGCAAGAUUUAGAGAAACUUGCAUAUUCCAAGGAGAUUCACCAACUAUUAGAGCAUCCGGAAAUCAGGGAAAUUAUAAGACAAAUUGAUUGCUCCAAGACACCAGUGGUCGAUUUAGAUUUCAUGCGAUCCAACGACCCCGUCUUUGAUGAUUUUACAAAGAAAUUAGUCGAAAUUACUUUUAAAGAAAAGCUGGAUGCAGUCCAGAAAAAGGGCACCUGAUCAUUGCAUAAAUUGUUCUCACACACCUCUUACGCCGAAUAAAAAUAUAUAUAUAAAUACCUUCCUCUCUCUAUUCUUUUUUCUUUAUCUCUCUAUAUUCUUCUUCAUUAUCAUUUUUUCUGGCUCUCCGGGAUCAAACCUCCUUUCUUUUCGCAAAUUAUCAUAUGGGGAGCAAUUGAGUGUACCUCCCAGCUGGUGUCCCCCGGAAACUUCUUUCUCUUGUCAUCAUUGGCAGAGAAAGAAGGCUAAAUCACUCUCUCUCUUUACCGCCCUCUUUUUUUUUUUUCCUAUCACUGUAUCUGCUCUCUUCUAUUUACGUGAUUA